AAGAAGAAGGAUUUUCAGCAUGGCAUCGUGGCUUCUGUUCCUCUUUCUUCCUGUAUCUUGUGGAUCGCAUCCUGGAAUACGACUUGAUCUCAGCGAAUGUACUGCUUAGGGAAUGAAAACUUCUCAACAAGUGAUAAUACUGCCGCACUGCCCGUCGUUGAGCUUGAUAAAAGCUGACAUGCUAGAGCUCUUGCUUAGAGUAGGGUCGCCCUUUCGUUUCCCCCUUGACUUCAGCGUUUGUAUCUAGAAAUGGUUGCUUUCUCUCGUCUCGUUCUUGGAGUAGCUGCUCUAGGUCCUGUUAUAGCAGCACCUUGGCCUCUGACUGCUAAACAUGCAACACACCAAGUGCGGACUAUGCCUAACGGCCUGCAGGUCACAUCAUUUCACCCACUGUCCCAAUUCGAAACUUUCGGUGCUGGUGUCGACCAUCCCUUGUCCAAACGCGCCGAACCUGCCGAUGUGGAGCAGAAAUCCGUGUCAUUCACUGCUUCGCGACUUGGCGUUAGCGAGGACGACAUCGCUUUCAAGAAAAGUUUUACCGGUCAGACAGCUACUCAUGCCUAUCUGAAGCAGAAGAUUAAUGGCGUCGAAGUCGCCAACGCUGUUGCGAAUGUCGCCCUGAACUCUGACGAUAAGGUCGUCACCUUUGGUGCGAAUUUUGUUAAACCCCAAAGCGUAUCAUCGACCAUACCGAAGAUCUCUUCGGAUGAGGCCAUCUCAGCCGCAGAGAAGCAGUUAGGAGCCACACACAACGGCUUCCCGACUGGCCUGGAAUUCUUCGCCAAGGACGACGGAAGUGUUGUUCUCACCCACGUCGUCCAAGUGGAGAAUGUCCAUUGGCUAGAAACAUUCGUCGAUGCGCAGUCUGGAGAAGUCGUCGGAGUCAAUGACUUCACUGCUGACUCUGCCUUCCUUGUAGUUCCGAUUCAUGAACAGGAUCCGAGGCAAGGCAUGGAAGUUCAGACAAAUCCCGAGGAUACUGCUGCUUCUCCCGAUGGAUGGAACACUGGUUCUACAGGCACCUCGGGAAACAAUGUUAUUUCUUUCAAGGGCUCUCAAUCUGAUAUAACACAAGAAUCGUCGUCGGGACUCGUGUUCAACUUUCCAGAUGAUGAUACCCUUGCGCCAACCGCCGGUACUAACCUGGACUCAGCCCGUACAAAUGCCUUCUACGUCUCUAAUAAUGUUCAUGAUAUUACUUACCGCUAUGGUUUCACGGAGUCCGCAUUCAACUUCCAGAAUGACAACUUUGGCAAGGGUGGAGCGGGAAAUGACCGCGUUACAAUCUCUGUCCAGGAUUCUGCAGGUACGAACAAUGCCGAUUUUUCCACACCUCCUGAUGGCCAGUCGGGACGCAUGCGGAUGUUCCUCUGGACCUUUACUUCUCCCAUGCGUGAUGGAGCCCUCGAGAACGAUAUUGUCUCACACGAGAAUACGCACGGAACCUCGAACCGACUCACCGGUGGUGGAACAGGACGAUGUCUGCAAGCUAGGGAAGCUGGUGGGAUGGGCGAGGGCUGGUCUGAUGCCUUCGCUGAAUGGACCGAGCAGACGGCUGAAGUGGGAGACUUUACGCUCGGAAGCUAUGUGACGAAUGACCCAGCUGGCAUCCGCUCUGUUCCUUACAGCACUGACAAAUCAGUCGAUCCGUUGAUGUACUCUGACCUGCAGACUCGUACCGAAGUUCAUGACAUUGGCGAAGUCUGGGCAACGAUGCUGCACGACGUUUUAGCUGCUUUGGUUGGCGUACACGGCUUCUCAACUACCGCUGAUACCAACCCCGAUGGCACCGAAGGGAACAUCGUUUAUAUGCACUUGUUCAUUGACCAACUCGCCCUGCAACCGUGCAAUCCAACGUUCCUCCAAGCCCGUGACGCAUGGAUCCAAGCUGAUGUGAACAGGUACAACGGCGCAAAUCAGUGUUUAUUGUGGAACGCUUUUGCUGGCCGCGGACUCGGUGUGAAUGCUGCUAAUCACCAGAAUGAUGCUACGGUACCCGAUGGGUGCUAAUUGGAUGUAGCAUCCCUUCGCCACAGGAUCACGCCGACGCUCUAAUAUAAUAGAUACACUGGCUCUUUCGAAGAUCAGCUGUUAACAUAUACCG
Messenger RNA from Fomitiporia mediterranea MF3/22, 2104 nucleotides. RefSeq lists its product as uncharacterized. Lineage: Eukaryota; Fungi; Basidiomycota; Agaricomycetes; Hymenochaetales; Hymenochaetaceae. Bases 250 to 2010 code for a protein of 586 amino acids. Gene Ontology annotation, molecular function: zinc ion binding; metalloendopeptidase activity. The record is from RefSeq and is a predicted model, not a curated record. The transcript has 25 exons.